AUGAACAUCGUCGAAUGGGCCUUCGGCAAGCGCAUGACGCCCGCCGAGCGUCUGCGCAAACAUCAACGAGCGCUCGACCGAACCCAGCGCGAACUGGAUCGCGAACGAGUCAAGCUAGAGAACCAGGAGAAGAAGCUAGUCCAGGAUAUUAAGAAGAGCGCGAAGAAUGGACAGAUUGGUGCUUGUAAGAUCCAGGCGAAGGAUCUGGUGAGGACGAGGAGGUAUGUCCAGAAAUUCUACCAGAUGCGGACACAGUUACAGGCCAUUUCGCUGCGGAUUCAGACGGUACGGAGCAACGAACAAAUGAUGCAAUCCAUGAAAGGCGCAACGAUGUUACUAGGCAGCAUGAACCGACAGAUGAAUCUCCCCGCGUUGCAACGAAUCGCAAUGGAGUUCGAGCGAGAGAACGAUAUCAUGGAUCAACGACAGGAAAUGAUGGAUGAGGCGAUUGACGAAGCAACGGGAUUGGAAGGCGAGGAGGAAGAAGGCGAGGAUAUUGUCAAGGAGGUUCUUGAUGAGAUUGGUGUGGAUCUUAGCCAGGCGCUGGGAGAAACACCCACCGAUAUACAAAAGACGGCCGUGGGCGAGACGAGAGUUGCGCAAGCGGUGGGUGCUGGGGGUGGAGGUGGCGGUGGUGCGAAUACCAGUGACGAUGACUUGCAGGCGAGAUUGGAUAGUCUGCGGAGGUGA
Molecule: messenger RNA, 690 nt
Organism: Aspergillus luchuensis
Lineage: Eukaryota; Fungi; Ascomycota; Eurotiomycetes; Eurotiales; Aspergillaceae
Gene: DID4
Product: ESCRT-III subunit protein DID4
Exons: 5
Coding region: 1-690 (229 amino acids)
Biological process (GO): endosome transport via multivesicular body sorting pathway; late endosome to vacuole transport; protein transport
Cellular component (GO): ESCRT III complex; multivesicular body
Source: RefSeq, a predicted model, not a curated record